Messenger RNA from Monoraphidium neglectum, 945 nucleotides. RefSeq lists its product as hypothetical. Bases 1 to 945 code for a protein of 314 amino acids. The record is from RefSeq and is a predicted model, not a curated record. The transcript is spliced from 2 exons. NCBI's taxonomy places the organism in Eukaryota, Viridiplantae, Chlorophyta, Chlorophyceae, Sphaeropleales, Selenastraceae.
AUGGAGCGGCAGAACCUGGUGGUGUACGCCGUGGAGGGCGCCAGGGAGGUAUCCCUGGGGGUGGCCAGCGGGCUGGCCUUUGUGUGGACGGGCAACCUGGCGGCGCCGUACGCGGGGGCGUUCCUCAUGCAGGCCCUCUUCUCGGGCUACCAGCGCUUCUGCCUCGACCGCCAGCGCCGCCGCCGCCGCGCCGCGCUCGCGCGCAUGCAGGAGCGCAGCGCGAAGAUGCGUGACGCCGUCGCCGCCGCAGUGGCCUCCAAGAAGGCGCGAGAGGGUGCGGCGGCGGCGCCCUCUGCCGACCCCGCGGAUGGCGCCGUCGGCGCUGCCGACGAGCGGCGGGGAGCAGAGGUGCCGGCCUCGGAGCCGGCGGGCAGCAGCGGGGGUGGGGUCGAGCAGGCGGACGAGCGGCUGACGCCGGCAGCGAGGGUGAUGCUAUCAGAUCUGGAGUUCCGGCGCAGCGGCGGCGGCGCGGCCGCGCUGCGGGACGCCCAGCGAGAAGCUGACCUGGCAGAGAUCAGGGCGGCGCUCGCCGACCCCCCGGCUGCCGCAGAUCCCACCAGCAGCCGGGCGGACGGCGACGCCGACCAGCCGCCGGGGCCGGGCGGCGCCAGCGGCAGCGUGGCGGCGGAAGCGGAGGAGGCGGACGCGCGACUGGUGGCGCUGCUGUCAGAUAUGAUGCGGUCGCCGGAGGGACGCGGAGUUGUGCGGCGGUUUAAGGACGCCAGCGGCGGCGGCGGCGGCGGCGCGGGCGCGGCGGCAGCGAGGGGCACGGGCGGGGACGACGUGUCUGCGUACAUCGAGGGGCUGUUGUCUGAUCCCGAUGUGAAGGCGCGCCUGGUGCGGGAGCUUGAGGCGCGGCUGUGCGAGAUGGCGGAGAGGGAGGAGGAGGGGCGGCGGGGAGGCGGCGGCGGCGGCGGCAGCAGCAAGGGAGGCGGCGGGGAGUAA